Oncorhynchus gorbuscha (pink salmon) is the source of this 4874-nucleotide messenger RNA. Its product is annotated as ras-associated and pleckstrin homology domains-containing protein 1-like. Gene Ontology annotation, cellular component: plasma membrane; cytosol. The record is from RefSeq and is a predicted model, not a curated record. NCBI's taxonomy places the organism in Eukaryota, Metazoa, Chordata, Actinopteri, Salmoniformes, Salmonidae. Gene Ontology annotation, biological process: signal transduction.
GCCCACAAGCAGGAACGCCCCGAUUUGCGUGCUGCAAUUGCAUACUAGUACACUAGGUUGGAGAGGCGCUUGUUCACUCCCAGGAUAGAUGAUUCGAGCCUAAUUCUGGGCUGGACAGGAAACAGGAGACGCAUAGCGUGCCUCACGCAACAAUCCCGAGAAAGAGAACGAGGAUGGGAGUAUGUAUGUGUUUGCAUGCCGAGCUGUUAGUUCAAAAAAUAUGAGGACAACGGGCACUACAAUUCUCUCAAUUGAUUCACAGAAGCGUGUUAUUUCGACCAUUACUGCCUUUGGUUUUCAUCAUCCAUUGGGGUGAACACAGAAGAGGAGCCGCUGUUAAAUCCCAAUUUGACUACAUAAAAGCUUGGUCCUGACUUGGCUUCAUUUGACCUCCUUUGACCUGAUUGGGACGAAGGGAGAGACACACCAGAGAUGGCAGAUAUGUCUGACGACGAGCUGGACCACGGGGGAGUGGAGGAAGACAGUGAUAAGGAAGACCAGGACCUGGACAAAAUGUUUGGAGCCUGGUUGGGAGAGCUGGACAAACUCACACAGAGCCUGGAUGACGGGAAGCCACAGAAACCAGUCCAGAAGGCCCCUCUCAGACAGGAAACCAACAUGGCUAACUUUUCGUACCGCUUCUCCAUGUACAACAUCAAUGAGGCUCUGAACCAGACGACGGAGACCGUAGACCUGGAUGCCCUGAUGGCUGACCUGUGUUCCAUAGAACAAGAGCUCAGCACCAUCGGCAAGCCCAACACCGGCACCGCCCGCCAGGCUAAAUGUCAGCAGCGAGGCCUGGGGGGUCGCGGUGCCAGUGCCAAGCAGACUGCCAGCGGUGGAGGGGGUAGCAGCGGGGGCAGCACCAGCAGUAGUACCCGGGCGUCACCGGCCUCCACCGUCCGAGGGGGCAGCUCCAACUCCCACGGGCGCCCGUCGGCGUCGAACCUCUCGCUGGACGACAUCACGGCCCAGCUGGAGCAGGCGUCGCUCAGCAUGGAAGAGGCGGCGCACCAGACUUCGUCCUCCUACUCCUCUGCCACCCUCCGGCGCCCCUCUGCGGGUUCCUCGCCCUCGCAGCACCGGAGGACGGGCUCAGUGGGCGCGGUCAGUGAACACGAGGCGGGGGGCCACUCCUCGAGGUCCAGCGUUAAUUCUGCGUCCGCGUCCAGCAUGGACUCUCUGGACAUCGACAAGGUGCUGUCUCGGACAGCAGGAGGGGCCGAGCAGGACGGGGAGUCCCAAGGGAGUCCCCAGCCACCACAGGUCGCGGCCAGCACCGAGCAUGCCUCACUACUGCGACGGGCCAAUGGUAAGCCGGCCAGACGGCAGCUUGACUUCACCUCACGGGAGGGUGAAGUGGAUCUGGACACUCACUCCUAUCUGGACAGAGAAACGUCCCUCAUUCUGAAAAGCAUUGCAGGAAAGCCUUCUCACCUGCUGACCAAGGAGGAGCAGGGGGCCAAAGUGAAGGCCGAGAAGAUCCGAGUGGCCCUGGAGAAGAUCAAGGAGGCGCAAGUCAAAAAGCUGGUGAUCCGGGUGCACAUGUCGGACGAGAGCUCCAAGACCAUGAUGGUGGAUGAGAGACAGACUGUUAGACAGGUGCUGGACAGCCUGCUGGACAAGUCCCACUGUGGCUACAGCCCCGACUGGUCACUGGUGGAGACCAUCAACGAGCUGCAAAUGGAGCGGAUCUUUGAGGACCAUGAGAACUUGGUGGAGAACCUACUGAAUUGGACCAGAGACAGCCAUAACAAACUGAUGUUCAUCGAGCGCAUCGAGAAAUAUGCCCUCUUCAAGAACCCCCAGAACUACUUGUUGGGGAGGAAGGAGACUUCUGAAAUGGCCGAUAGGAAUAAAGAGGCCCUACUAGAGGAGUGUUUCUGUGGCAGCUCAGUGUCAGUACCAGAAAUAGAGGGAAUCCUCUGGCUGAAGGAUGAUGGGAAGAAGUCGUGGAAGAAGCGAUACUUCCUGCUGCGUGCAUCAGGAAUCUACUACGUGCCGAAAGGCAAAGCUAAGGCCUCCAGGGACCUGGUAUGCUUUCUACAGCUGGACCACGUUAAUGUGUACUACGGCCAAGACUACCGCAGCAAGUACAAGGCCCCCACAGACUACUGCCUGGCCCUUAAGCACCCCCAGAUCCAGAAGAAGUCCCAGUACAUCAAGUAUCUGUGCUGUGACGACGUCAGGACCCUCCACCAAUGGUUCAACGGCAUUCGCAUCGCCAAGUACGGGAAACAGCUGUAUGUGAACUACCAGGAGGCCAUGAAGCGCACAGAGGCGGCCCACGACUGGUCCUCCCUCUCCACCUCCAGCAUCCGCUCCAGCUCCGGCUCCGGCUCAGCCAGUCUGCCCGAGUCCCAGUCGAACCACUCGGGCCAGUCAGACAGUGGAGUGGACACGGCCUCCAGCCACGGGCGCUCCCAGAGCGUGGUCAGCUCCAUUUUCUCUGAGGCCUGGAAGAGAGGAACACAGAUGGAGGAGAACACCAGGAUGAGGGAGUCCACCCGAGGCGCCACCCUCCCUCACCCUGCCCACACGCACCGCCAGACCCCACAACUGGAGCCCCCUGCGUUGGCUGUGCCACAACAGCAGCCGCCUCCCCAGACUCGCAGCAGCUACACCCACUCUCUACCCCCCAAGCCACAGGGGGGUACCUCCCCCCCACUUCAACAGCAACUGCCCCCCCAGAUCCGCAGCAGUUACACCCAGGUCUUGCCUACCCUGCCCCAACAGCCCUCCCCUCCACCGCCCCAACAGCCCUCCCCUCCACCGCCCCCAGCAGCCCUCCCCUCCACCGCCCCAGCAGCCCUCCCCUCCACCGCCCCAGCAGCCCUCCCUCCACCGCCCCAGCAGCCCUCCCCUCCACCGCCCCAGCAGCCCUCCCUCCACCGCCCCAGCAGCCCUCCCUCCACCGCCCCAGCAGCCCUCCCUCCACCGCUCCAACAGCUACCCCCCACAUCCGCAGCAGUUACACCCAGGUCUUGCCUACCCUGCACCAACAGCCCUUCCCUCCACCGCCCCAACAACCCUUCCCUCCACCGCCCCAACAGCUGCCCCCAGAUCCGCAGCAGUUACACCCAGGUCUUGCCUUCCCUGCCCUUCCCUCCACCGCCCCAACAGCCCUUCCCUCCACCGCCCCAACAGCCCUUCCCUCCACCGCCCCAACAGCCCUUCCCUCCACCGCCCCAACAGUCCUUCCCUCCACCGCCCCAACAGUCCUUCCCUCCACCGCCCCAACAGCCCUUCCCUCCACCGCCCCAACAGCCCUUCCCUCCACCGCCCCAACAGCCCUUCCCUCCACCGCCCCAACAGCCCUUCCCUCCACCGCCCCAACAGCCCUUCCCUCCACCGCCCCAACAGCCCUUCCCUCCACCGCCCCAACAGCCCUUCCCUCCACCGCCCCAACAGCCCUUCCCUCCACCGCCCCAACAGCCCUUCCCUCCACCGCCCCAACAGCCCUUCCCUCCACCGCCCCAACAGCUGCCUCCCCAGAUCCGCAGUAGUUACACCCAGGCCUUGCCCUCCCUGCCGCCCCAGCCCUCUCCUCCACCACCACCCCCCAGCUCUCUCCACCACCCCCAGCUCUCUCCACCACCCCCCAGCUCUCUCCACCACCCCCCAGCUCUCUCCACCACCUCCCCAGCUCUCUCCUCCACCACCCCAACAGCUGUCCCCACAGCCCUACAGCAGCUACAACCAAGCUGUGCCCCGCCACCCCCUCCCCCGCCACCACCCCUCCCCCACCUCCCCUGCCUGCCAGCAGCACCCUCACCCUCGGGCCCCACAGUGUUCGCCAAGUACAGCACCAUCACCCGGCUGCAGAACCAGAACGCUGCCCACCAGGCCGCCAAUCACCACAGGGCGCAAAACAACCACCAGAGCCCACCCAGGGCGUCAGCUCAAGCCCCGGCUUGUCCCAAUCAGACGGCUGUCAAACCGCUGGUCAACAACAUCAAUGUCCCGCCUCCCCCGCCGCCCCCUCCCCCGCCCUCCAUGCCCGCUCUGGGGUCGGCCAUGGCCGCACUCCGGCUCGGUUCCCCCAGCCCGGCCGUCCUGCCCCAGUUCAUCCCACCACCGCCGGAGAGCAACGACAUCCCCCUCCCCUCCUCCUCCACCGCCCCCAGACCCGAUGCCAGGUCUGUGCCCAUUGCCCUACGGCGCCAACGCCCUCCAGCAGGCACUGGCCCAGAAGUUCCCCAACGGUCCCACCCAGGGCCUCUUUCCCCCGCUGCCAGACUGGUAGAGUCGCCUCCGGCACCGCCUCCUCCCCCGCCACCUCCCCUCCUACCCCACCGCCUCCCCAGAAGCUCUCUGUGCCUCCCCCACCUCCUCCUCCCCCACCUCCUCCCCCACCUCCUCCUCCCCCAACUCCUCAGCAGCAGUACUCGCCCGCAGCUGCUCCCCCCUGCCCUACCCAAAACCUUCUCCCCAGGCUUUCUGCUCCACCACGGUGCCCGGAAGCCUCUAUACCCUGUUUCCCCUCUCCCCCGCCCCACCUGCUGCCCCUACUCCUCCCCCACCCCCGCCCCCUCCUCCUCCGGUGUCAAUGAAGAAGCAGCACAGCCUCCAGGUAGUCCACACUCCCAACCAGCCCCCUCCCACAUUUCCCAAGCAGCACAGCCUCUCCAAGCCGCCACCCAUGUCAUUCACGGCUCCGCCCACCACUACCUCCCUGGUCAAACAGAUGGCAAGUCAGUUCCCAGGGUCCACACUGUCAACCAAUCAACUUGAGAGCCCCAAAGCCCCCCUUUCCCCUCCUGCGGUGAAGGCCAAACCAAGAUGGCAGCCAGGCUGUGGACAGGCCCAGCAACAGGCCUCUGAGAUCCCUCCACCCGCUUCUGAGAGCAGCCUGUCUUUCCCUCCUCCUCCCC